Molecule: messenger RNA, 852 nt
Organism: Dovyalis caffra
Lineage: Eukaryota; Viridiplantae; Streptophyta; Magnoliopsida; Malpighiales; Salicaceae
Source: the annotation of a GenBank genome assembly
AUGAAUAUUCCUUCAAGAAUUGCAGUCAAAUUGCCACUUGCCACAGCUGGCCUUCCCCUCCGAGGUGUCCCAAAGUUUGGGUUUGUGCCAUUUUUUACCCAUAUAAGGCAAUUAGGGCUGGGGUUGGGGUUUUCAAAGAAAAUUGUUUCUAGCAUGGAGAAUUGUCAUGUUGACGUAGAAAAUAAGUUGGAGGUGGUUCGGCCUGCCACAGAAGUUUAUGCCCAAGAAGCAAUUGAAGCUCUCAAAGCAGGGAAGGUGAUUGCAGUACCCACAGAUACACUGUAUGGUUUUGCUUGUGAUGCUUGUUCUUUGGAAGCAGUCAAUAGCAUUUAUGAAAUGAAAGGACGUAAGCAUACAAGUCCUCUUGCAAUCUGUGUUGGUGAUGUGUCAGACAUACAACAAUUCGCCGUCACUGAAUAUCUGCCUCAUGGCUUACUUGAUUCUCUACUCCCGGGGCCUGUUACUGUUGUAUUGAAGCGAGGAGAGUCGAGUGCACUUGAGAAAUCCUUGAACCCAGGAUUGGAUAGUGUGGGAGUCCGGGUACCUGAUUGUAACUUCAUCAGGGUAGUUGCUCGUGGUUUGGGAAAAGCAGUGGCCCUUACGAGUGCAAACCUUAGUGGGCAGCCCAGUAGCCUUUGCAUCAAGGAUUUUGAGAACCUCUGGAAAAGUUGUGCAUAUGUUUAUGAUGGUGGUGUACUUCCAUCCAAUCGUGCAGGAUCAACAAUUGUAGACCUCACCAGGCCAGGAAAGUACAAGCUUCUUAGACCUGGAAGUGCUAAGGAAGAGACUCUGGCAGUUCUAGAAAAACAUUCUCUAGCUGAGGAAGCUGUGGUAUUUGAAGAGAACAUUUGA